AUGGACAACGGAGAAGGAUCAACGCUUCCUGAGGGUCCCCAGCGUCGGAUGGGUGUGAUCCCUUUCCAGAUGGCGUCGCCUGCUUCCGCUGCGGCGCCUCUGCACACCCCCGCGCCCCCUCAGGAACCACAGCCUUGCAACGGGGUCAUUCCCCUUCAGAUGGCGUCGCCUGCUUCCUCCGCGGGACCUCUGAGCCCCCCUGCGAGCCCUCACGAGCAGAGGCGUCCUGGCAGCCCUUCCCCGGGUGCCAUUUCAAGGACUGACGCCUCUGCUGCGAUUUGGAACGCCUGCGCCCACGCGCCUAAGAAGCGCCGCAUCGGCCUGUUCCUAGCUCUCGCUGUGAGGGACGGCACGUGUCAAUGUUGUCCUUCUCCCGAUCCUACCACCGACAACCAGGGUCCCCCGCACGGGAUUACCCCCCUGGUGGGCCCCGCCACAGCUCAAGCCACAUCUUUCGGAUCCUCCAACAUCCGAAGCCAGCACACCGACGGUGCUCGGCAAUCCCACGACCAGAUUGCGGAGUCCGGUCAACCCCAGGAUGGGUCACAGUCCGGGGAAGAUUUGGCUCCGCAUGACGGUUGCCCGGAAUGGCUGGAGACCAAGGAGUACCUCGCUACUUCGUGGUGGCCCUUUUACGAGGUGGAGGCGCCACUCAUUGACCAGAUUCCACUGGCAGCCAGGAGUGCGCCAGCUGUUGAACAGCUCGCCCAGGCUGCUACGGAGUACGAAUACCCUUGGCCCAGCCAUCCGCAGGGUGAAAAGCGCAUGGAACCCGUGGAAGAAUGGACAGCGCGCAAGAAGCAGAUCACGAGAGACAUGGUCUACAAGGGCUGGUCUGAUCUGCUUGCUUGGAUUGACCGGAUCCAGCCAAUCGCACCCACCGGGUGCGUCGGGCAAGUCGCAGAGGAAACGGUGCGCAAGGCCGAAUCUGAGUUGCUUGCCCGGGAUGAGUCAAUCCCAGCCCAGCCUGUCCAGGCAACCCACGUGCCCGUUCCAGCGCAACCAGUCUUGGAAGUGCACACCGAGAGCGUCCAGACCGAGGAGGCGCCUACUCUGGAAGUUGGGAGUCAACCCGCUGUUCCGCAGCCAACUCCCAUCGUCCCAGAGCCCUCCGCCGAGGUCCCGCUCGAGGCGGCUAUGAGCGUGCCAGCUGUUCCGCAGCCAGCUCUAGCCAAGAAAGCGUGCUUCGAGACUGUUCCGACAGCAGUGCCUACCCAGGCAACCACGAGUGAGCCCGGUGAUUCUCAGCCGCUCCAGACUGUUUUGGCCGCCAAAGCGAAGGUCGCCACCGACGGAGUUGUGCGUGAGCUUGCUGCCUCGCAGCAAGCCCCCACUGCCUCGGAGCCUUCGAGCCAGACAGUCACGAGCGCUGUGGCCCAGCCGACUCCGGUUGUUCUGGAUGGCACGGAGAAGGUCGCCGUCCAGGCAGUCGUCAGUGAGCCUGCUCUCUCCCAGCAGGCUCCUGCUGCCCUGAAGCCUUCUCCGUCGGAAGAAGAUGACUCUGCUCGGUCUGACUCUGACGACGACGAAUGGUGGCCUGCUCUUCAAUGGCAGGCCACUUCGGAGUCAGACCCGUCUGACGAAGAAUGGUGGCCCGCUUUUGAAAGCCAGGCCCCUUCGGAGCGGACUGGGAUUCGCCAACGCCGACCAUGCCCGGAUCCUACCCUCUUGACACGCUCGAUGAGGUUGUGGAGGCUCCAGCUGCUACGGAGCUGGCCCCCACCCGAUCAAAGUCGACGUCGCCAACCUCCACUGGGGAAGGCCCGAUCAAGCCGCCUGCUUCUAGGCCGGCUCGGGAGGAACCAGACUGGAGUUGGCUGA
This is a messenger RNA of Penicillium bovifimosum, 1821 nucleotides long. RefSeq lists its product as uncharacterized. The coding region runs from base 1 to 1821 and encodes 606 amino acids. The transcript has a single exon. The record is from RefSeq and is a predicted model, not a curated record. NCBI's taxonomy places the organism in Eukaryota, Fungi, Ascomycota, Eurotiomycetes, Eurotiales, Aspergillaceae.